AUAUAUAAGAAAACAAAUAUCCUAAUCUGACACAAAACGUAAGACAUCAGAUCUCCGACGCCGUACAAGAACCAAAGCAGAAGACACUGUACUUACUUUCUGCGCCGCCUGACUUCAGUCCGAUUUCUGCAGGAUUCUUCUGGAUGGAGCCAGAUUGGGCAAGUUUACCUAAGCACCUUUUGGAUUCAGUUUUAGAGAAGUUGGUGUCACUAUCAGACUACUUGCGAUUCAGCAUUGUUUGUAAGUCAUGGUAUUAUGUAGCAAAAGAUAAUCAAAUCCAACGCGCUAAGAUGACAGCUCCAAUGCUCUUGAUCUGUGCUAACAAAAGACAUUCAUGGAACUUAUACAGCAUCGUGGAUGACAAGGUCUUUGAUUUUCAGCUAAGUGUGCCAAAUAAGCGAUAUUGUGGCUCUUCCUUUGGAUGGUUGAUAGCUGUUGAGAAGAAUUUUGCAAUAACCCUAAUCAAUCCGUUUCUUAGGGUUAAAGGUAGGAGGAAGAAAGAAAACUCAAUCAUUCGGCUUCCUUCAAUGCGGUUACCUCCAAGCAAUUCUGAAAGGCGUAGAUGGUCUAGACAAUGCAACCAUUAUGUUUUCAAGGCCACUAUGUCAGCAGACCCCAUAGCAGAUGCAGAGGAUUGUAUUGUGGUGGUCAUAUAUAGGGAAUUUUGUCAAAUGGCUUUCAUUAGGCUUGGUAAAGCCACAACGUGGACUUACAUUGAUACCGGUGUUGAUAGACUGGGGACCUUAAUUCAAGAAGUCACUAAUGUUGAAGAUAAAUUUUACGCUGUUGAUCAGAAGUUUCGGCUUUUAUCCUUUGGUGUCACUGCUGAGUCCAACCCAAAUGUAGAAGUGGUUGCAUGCAUGACCCGACGACCAGCUCUGAGCAAGAGAUAUCUCGUAUAUUCAAUCGAGAAAGAAUUAUUGAUGGUUAUUAGGUAUGUGGCAUAUGAUGGUGGAAAACGUUCGACGGUGGGAUUCUUGGUUUUCGAAUUGAAUUUUGACAAGCGUGAAUGGGUUGCCAAAGACAACUUAGGUGAUGAUGUUGCGCUCUUUGUGGGUGAUAGCGCUUCUGUAACUGUGCCGGCUUCAAAAUCAGGAUGUCUAUCAAAUUGCAUAUACUUUGUCCAUGAUAAUGAUCGUAAUGGAUAUGAUAUUGAUCGACGCUAUCAUUUAGAUUUUGGUGUUUACAAUGUCAAAAGUAAAAGCAUUUCACAACCUUACACCUCGCAUGCCAAGAGCCUCGUGGAAAUGACUGAUUAUGAACCAGUUUGGGUCAAACCAACUUUAAAUUUGUAACAAGAAAAGAAAAAAAGGGCUUCUUGUGGUUAAUAUCUGUUAUUCUUUUCAAAGUUAUUUUGUUUCUUUAAGGUAGUUUUUAUUUUUUUCAACAUGUAAUUCCGUCCUUUGAAUUCUAAAUUUGUUUCCCUAAUAAAUUGCUCUCCCUGAUCAAGAAUGAAAUUUUCGCAUA
Molecule: messenger RNA, 1467 nt
Organism: Rosa rugosa (rugosa rose)
Lineage: Eukaryota; Viridiplantae; Streptophyta; Magnoliopsida; Rosales; Rosaceae
Product: F-box protein SKIP23-like
Exons: 2
Coding region: 144-1295 (383 amino acids)
Molecular function (GO): protein binding
Source: RefSeq, a predicted model, not a curated record